Racocetra fulgida is the source of this 255-nucleotide messenger RNA. NCBI's taxonomy places the organism in Eukaryota, Fungi, Glomeromycota, Glomeromycetes, Diversisporales, Gigasporaceae. The record is from the annotation of a GenBank genome assembly.
AAGUUGCGCCCCAACGAUAUACUUCAGCUAUGAGUGAUGUAGAGGAUGAUGUAUCAGUUAAUUUUGACAUAUAUAUUGAAUUGAAAGAUGAAGAGCAGAUUGAUAUUGUUCCAGGCUUAACAUUUCCUAAUUGGGAUCAACUUAACCGGUAUACUAAAUUAUAUACAAGACAAAACAGCUUUGCAUCAAUUGUUGUUGGUUCUGAGUAUGAUGAUACUAUUCGAAGAAGAUGUUGUUAUGCAUAUGAACAUCAGG